Ilyonectria robusta is the source of this 1276-nucleotide messenger RNA. RefSeq names its product phosphoglycerate mutase family protein. Bases 331 to 981 code for a protein of 216 amino acids. NCBI's taxonomy places the organism in Eukaryota, Fungi, Ascomycota, Sordariomycetes, Hypocreales, Nectriaceae. Gene Ontology annotation, cellular component: cytoplasm. The transcript has a single exon. Gene Ontology annotation, molecular function: phosphatase activity. The record is from RefSeq and is a predicted model, not a curated record.
CGUCAUAGUGGACGCUGAUGGCGUUUUGCGGGCACAAUCCACACCAGAUAUCUCUUCCUUUCACAAGGUAUCUCGAUCAGCAAAUUUGGUCUACGGGUCUGGAGACUAUUUAUAUAACUACGGAAUUGACUUUAGAAGAAGAUUUCACCUGGAUUCAACACUCAAUUCUCUGUAUCGGAGAUAGCAAAAUUGACUUCGGAAGUCAGGCGAGUUAAGCCCCUCUCUGGCCUCUCUGAAUCUGCACCAGGACCCCAGAAUUCGUUCCUGUCAAGGAUCAAGCGACGUGGCAGAACCUUGUACGCGGAGGCACGCACUAUCACGGCUUUUAAAAUGGCACCAAUCAUUUACCUCGUCCGCCACGCCGAGUCGGAGCAUAAUGUUUCCAAGGACCUCUCGCACAGGGACCCGCCCCUCACGACUCUAGGCAUCACCCAGGCAUCUGGCCUGACCGAAACAUUCCCCGAUUCUGGGUCAGUUGCCGUGGUCCUCACUUCUCCGCUUGUGCGCACACUGCAGACUACACUGGCUGGCUUUUCUCACGUGCUCGACAAGCACUGCGUCAAAGACGGCGGCAUAGACAAGGGCGCCCGGCUUAUCAUCGACCAGGACCUGCAGGAGCGCAGCGAUCUUCCCUGCGACACCGGAUCUGAACGUGCUGUGCUGGAGAAAGCGUUUCCUGCCCUUGACUUUAGCGUCUUGGGCGAUAACUGGUUCGCUAAGGAGGGGUUCUACACCACGGAUGAUGCCACUGUCGCAAAACGAGCCAGAGGAUUCCAGGAGAAGUUGCGGGACCUCGUUGAAUCCCUACAGAAGGACGAAGGUGCCGUUGCAGCGCGAAAGAACAUUGUUGUCGUCACUCAUGGCGUGUUCAUGAAGUUUCUGUCUGAGGAUAAAGCCAUUGAUCUUCCCAAGGCGGGGUGGAAGGCCUUCACGGUCGGCAAUGGGGUUAAGGGCGAGGCUGUGCUUGUGACCGUCGACUAAAGAACCGCUAAGACUCUUUCCCCCAAAUCGGGCAAGAAUUCAAUCAUGUGGAAUAGUUACAGUUUCAAUGGACACAAGCGUAGCAGAUCUAAAAUGGUGAUUCAGGUACGUAGCUAUGAUCUGGCUGGGCACGUUCGAGCCAGGCUCUGCGAGAGGAACGUGUUGACGCAUGGGAAUGAAUCACUGGGUAUUCCAGCGGAGGUCUUCAAACGAGGCACUUGUAAUAGCCUGUUGAUUAUCAGUCAAGAUAUAUUAGAGAUCGAGGUCGUCUUUAUUUACGGCGUUCACUUCCUGC